Messenger RNA from Megalobrama amblycephala (Wuchang bream), 5157 nucleotides. It is a transcript of the gene dlgap3, whose product is annotated as discs, large (Drosophila) homolog-associated protein 3. Gene Ontology annotation, cellular component: postsynaptic specialization; glutamatergic synapse. Gene Ontology annotation, biological process: signaling. The record is from RefSeq and is a predicted model, not a curated record. Gene Ontology annotation, molecular function: molecular adaptor activity. The transcript has 11 exons. Lineage: Eukaryota; Metazoa; Chordata; Actinopteri; Cypriniformes; Xenocyprididae. Bases 526 to 3804 code for a protein of 1092 amino acids.
CCGGUCUUUUAUUUUGACGGGAUGUAGUGAAGAGCUUUGAGUUUAAGUGUAUUUGACAAUGGUUUUUCUCAAAUAAAAUGAUGAAAUGCUCAUUAAGCGCUAUCUCAGAGCAACCGUGGAUAUGUUUGUGUUCAUGUCCUCUGAUAACGAGACGGCAAACACUUAAAAAACAAUAAGAGCGCCGCGCAUACUGAAGUAUGUAGUACACGAAACAGCGCAGCUCGUUCACACAGGCAGACACGUUAAACAGACAGAUAUAUUUAUACAGCAGUGUGUUUGCGUUUAAUAUUCAAAGAUCCCGCCUAGACCAUGUCGCAAUUUGAUUUAUUGUACAGCUCUUCUUUCGUUUUAUUCAUCAGUCCAACAAAUCGCGCGUUUUUACCUGACAUCGCUGCGUUAUACUGUACAUUCCAUUUUCAUGACUGGAUUCCGGCAUUCCCUCUCCAUCACGCAUAUCAUACGACCUAAGUUAUAAACGGAACAUACCUGCAUCUACACGGAUGGUGUUCUCGAAUAUAGGUCAACAUGUUUGAUGUGUUUCCUCCUUUUGCAGUUGACUCCGGCGCAGCCCUGUCGCGCCCACAGCGCCCCCUCUCGGCCCGGGCGGCCCACCAUGCCCCGGCCAUGAAGGGCUACCAGGUGAGUCGCAGUCUGUCGCAGCACUCCUCUGGGCCUUGCUACUGCAUGCCUGAGGACUGCGACACUGCACGGGACUACAUGCACCACCCCGACCACUACCAGGGGCACAAUGACCACCCCUACUAUCCACCUGGUGGGCCCCCUGAACACCUGGCCAUGGUCCCAUCUGGUGGAGGCACCUUCCCUCGCUCACACCCCAGUCAGCCGCAGCCCUACGACUCCUCGUGUGAAGAGUGUUUAUCCUCAGCAGGGCAUGGCCACGGGGGAAAGAUGCACCGUAUCCCGCCCAACCUUCUGGAUCAGUUCGAGAAACAGGUGCCCUUCCACCCCGAUGGCUUCCACACCCUGCAGUACCAACGCACAGCCAGCGGGGAGCAACGCAGCGAGAGUCCGAGUCGCAUACGGCAUUUGGUGAACUCGGUUCAGCGUCUCUUCGCCAAGUCUCAUUCUCUGGAGACGCCCUCUAAACGAGAGUUUAACGGCACCCGUGGGGGAGAGUAUCGGGACAGGGAUAGGGGGCACCGCAGCGGUGGUGAGGAGAGUGGCGGACAUCAUUAUUCGGGAACACACCAGUCUCGUUCUGCCCGCCGCAACAAGAGCCGAGAACGAAGCAAGAGCGGAGACUCCCGCCAUGAGUCUCGUAGCUCCCGCCACCGCAGCAAAACGGCUGGCUGGUGGAGCUCCGAUGACAACCUGGACAGCGACAGCAGCUUUCUGGUGGGGGCGGGCAGGGGUGGCCGGGGGUAUCCCACUGGACACGAGACUCUGGAUGCUGCCAUCCAGGAGCUUACCUUGAGGAAAGCUAAGGGUCCACCUCCAGGAGAGUGCCUGGCUUGCACCAACAUAGCCAUGGCAGGGGACAGUGGACACUCUCUGAAGAGGAGCACAUGGUCAGCUAUGACGGUCAGUCAGGCUAGAGAGGUCUAUCCAACUUCCCGUGGAGGUGGAGGUGGAGGAGGAGCAGGAAGGGGUGGAGGAGGAUAUGACAAGGCAUUGGUUCCCCUCGAUCCCAAAAUGAAGGAACGAUCACUCCACUAUCUGCAGGUGCCCUCAGAUGACUGGUGUGGUGGUGGUCCAUCCGACAGUGGUGGGGAGAUCCCCUGCAGACGUAUGCGCAGUGGCAGCUACAUCAAGGCCAUGGGGGACGACGACAGCGCUGACUCAGACACCAGCCCCAAAGCCUCACCCAAAUCAGCCCUCAUCGCCCAGAGAGAAGCCUUCCGCCGGUCUGUCAGCAUGGACCAGCGCUCCUCCACCACAUCCAAGUACUCCUGUAAACAAUGUACAGACGUCUACCCGAACAGCCGCACCACGCCUAAAGGCCACGCUCGCUCCCGCAGCUACACACGCUCUCUGACCAGCGCUCAGCUGAGCGACUCUCUGAACCUGUUUGGAGAGAUGGAAUCACAGGCCGUUGAGGCACUGGAUCUACCCGGAUGCUUCCGCACCCGCAGUCACAGCUACGUACGGGCCAUCCAAGCCGGCUGCUCCCAGGACGAUGACUGCCUGUCUGUCUUCUCCAUGUCGGGCCCACAGGGGAGCAUGAAGGGCGAAGCAGUGUUCCCAUACAGGAAAGGACCCCCUCCUCUUCCCCCUCGCAUGUCCAAGCCAAUGAUCUCUGUGACCGCUCAAAGCAGCACUGAGUCCACUCAGGACGCUUACUUCCAGAGUACAGGACAGCCUGUUCUGGUCCGGCCCAGACAGCACAGCAACUCAGUGGACCUGACGGAAAGCAGCGGGGGCCGUACCUCAAGAGGUGGGCAUUACCUUGGCGGGAGCACGACGCGGGUCAGACAGAGCAGCAACUCCGCAGAGAGUCUGAACGGCAGGGCCCUUCAGAGCAUCGGCUACCCUGGUGGACCUGGUCCAAUGAAACCGAAACACAGCAGCUCGGCCGAUAACCUGCUGGAGGGGCCCAGGGGAUCCAGGGACCGGGCUGGAGGCAGCCUGGGAAAAUCGGCCUCGCUGCCCCAGAACAGUAUGUCCCUAGCUAAAGCUCUGACUGGAGGAGAGGAGUUCAAACAGGAAGGACGAGGAAGGAAGUGGAGACCCUCUAUCGCAGUGCAGGUGGACAGCUCAGAGACAUUGUCUGACUCAGACCCUGAAGGCAAAGCGCUGAGAGAGGUGCACUCCAUAGGGGUUCAGGUGGAGGAUGACAAGAGACGAGCCCGUUUCAAACGCUCCAACAGUGUGACAGCGAGUGUCCAGGCUGAUCUUGAGACAGAGGGUUUUGGUGGGCUGACCGUUCCCACUCAAGACAAGGGCCUGCAGUUCGGCUGCUCAUUCCAGCGGCACUCGUCUGAACCGGAAUCAGCCGGUCAGUUUGCAGAGUACCGCACAGUGCACACACAGGGCCAGUGGGCCUACCGUGAGGAUUACCACAGCGGUUACACCACCGAGCCAGGCCCUCCAGAACUGAGGGCCCUGCCCCGCUCUCACUCCCCUCUGCCCCUGGCCCCCGAGCGCGGAGUGGGAGGUUGGAGCGAGGGCCCGCGGAGCCUCCCAGAUUCGGGGCGAGCCUCACCCUGCUUACGGGAUGGAGAGUUCUUCCUCCGGCUCCUGCAGACAGAGGUAGAGAGGAUGGAGGGAUGGUGCCAGAACAUGGAGAGAGAGGCAGAGACGAAUGAACUGCCGGAAGAUGUGCUGGAACUCAUCAGAGGAGCUGUCGGCAGUGCUCAGAUGCUCAUGUCACAAAGAGUCCAGCAGUUCUUCAGGAUGUGCCAACAGAGUGUGGAUCCUUCAUCAUACCCUCAGCCCACCACUCAGGAUCUGGCCAGUUAUUGGGACCUCCUCCAGCUAGCCAUCGAGGACGUCAGAGUGAAGUUUCAGGACCUCCAGCGGCUGAAGGACUCGGGCUGGCGGUUGCCUCCUGAGAAGAAGGAGGACAAGAAGGUUCCACCUCCAUUACCAAAGAAGCCCAUCGGUGGCGUAACGGGCAGCCUGAGAGCCGACAGCACAGCCGAGGCCGGAGGCAUGCUGGUGGUCUCGCGUGGACGUAGCGUCCCCGAACGGGAAAAAUCGCUGGACGUGGGAGAACGGCAGAAGCUGGAGACGCGGCGCAGGCUGCUCCAGACCAAACGCUCCGCCUCUUUCCGCCAGAAUUCUGCCACGGAGAGCGCUGACAGCAUCGAGAUCUACAUCACAGAGGCUCAGACGAGACUCUGAAUCAGUCAGACCCCUCCAGACCCCCGGAAACAACCACUACGGCUCUUCUCUGGCCCUCCGCACAGAUGUUCAGAGAGCGAGUCCAAUCACUCACUUUAGUGUUGAUAGAGAACUAGAGAUGGCCUACUAGUAUGCUGCUGGCGUUUGGAUGUGAGCUUACACAUUUUACUUUGUUUUAUUUUAUUUUUUUUGUUGAGCAAGUGUUAUUAUUCACAGAAAAAGGGCUCAACCAGCACAACCAAGUGUUACAAGAUUGAGACUUUUGUAAGUCCACAAAAUAUAUAAACAUCUUAGGACUGUUUUAAUGAACCACGGCAACACAUACGGGUGCAAUAUCACAUAUUAAAAGGAUCUUAUCUUGUUAUUUUAAAUAAUAGACAUUGUUUUGAUAUAAUCUUGGCUGUGUAUGUGUUUCUUAAUCGAUUCCACAGUGCGGCGGACAUAGCCCCUUUCACUGUGACACAAGCGCACUCUUGUGGCCAGAGUAGAGCAAUGCACCCUGAUGUAAAUUUUGGGCCUGAAACUGAAUGUCUUAGCAGUGCAGUAGUAAAACUCAACAACGUUUGCAGUAAAAAUAAAUGCCUUUUUUUAAAGCCAGUUAUCAAAUUGUCACAGGGAUUGGUCUCCUGUAUAGUGCAAUAUCACUUUGCAAUUGCAUUCAGGCUUCUCGUCAGCCCAGUGAGAAGACACACUCCUUAAAAACAACAAAAACAUUCAAGCUCUGAGGCAACAGCCACGCGUCCUGAAACAGGAUGGUCUACAUCAUAAUACUCUUCAAAAACAGCAGCGGUUGUCCCAGGGGUGCAGAAGACAAUCCUUAAUUUCACACUUGACCUGCACACUGAUAAAUGAACAUUCAGAGGGAAGCGGAAGCAUCUUGUUCAUUUCACCCCUCUGCCUUUUUUGUAACAGAUGAAAAAUGUGAAAUCAAUGUAGCUUCUACAUUUUGCCUGAGUGCUUUAAUUUUAUUCAUUUUAUUAUUUAUUUAUUUUUAAUUAUUUGUUCUUUUUCUGGAGAAAUUAAAGGUGCAAUAUGUAGGAAUUUUGCAGGAAAAUAUUCAAAAACCACUAGGCCAGUGUUAUAUAUUUUGUUGUAACGUUAUAACAUUUUUAACACACUCAAAUGUAUCUAAUAUGAUAAACAGCGCUGUGUUACCUCAUACUCAUGACCGGAAAAGCGGAAGCAGCGCCGGCGACUGCGGCACGAUAAAAGUUCCUCUGCUCACGGCAUGUGUUGCGCAAUCGCUCCAGCGGCCUCGUUCAGCUCCCACAACACUAGGUCCUGCUCUGCUUCAUACUACAGUAACGUUAAUAAUCGCACCCUUGAACAUGAUUUCUGUCCGAGACCUAUCCA